AUGGAAACAAGUGCUUGCUGGGAGGAGCCAUGGUGGACCACGCCUGAAAACUUUUAGCUUCCAUUGGUGUUUUACAUGGAAGAGGAGCAGGAGAAGUGCCUCUUUGGUGGACCUUCACCGCCUUGAAGUACAGAGCCACACCCUCAUUCGCUGGAAGGGUGGCUCACAGCCACAGGCCAGAAGCGUGUCACCGUAGUCGGACCACUGGAGGCAAGGCAGCGGCUGUUGCUCAUCAUCUGGAACAUGGAGAGCUGGGACCCCGAUCAGCACGCCUGA
Molecule: messenger RNA, 276 nt
Organism: Rhinolophus ferrumequinum (greater horseshoe bat)
Lineage: Eukaryota; Metazoa; Chordata; Mammalia; Chiroptera; Rhinolophidae
Gene: KHDC1L
Product: KH domain containing 1 like
Exons: 2
Cellular component (GO): cytoplasm
Molecular function (GO): RNA binding
Source: RefSeq, a predicted model, not a curated record